AUGAAAAAUCGGCAUACCCAGUCAUUUGCAUUUGAUUCCAAUGGAAACGGAUUCAAUCCGCGACCGAGCAGCACUAACGCUCAUCAAGCCAAUGGGUCAACUCUAAAAAAAAGCACCAACUCGCCCGACAAGCCGUUUGGAAAGAAUCUUGUGAAACGAUAUGGAAACAAUGCCAACAAAACGUCAAGCGUAGAGCCGAAACUCGCUAGUCCCGCUGUUGACGAAGAGUUGGACAUACCGAAGCGAAUCAUACAAAAGCAAAAGCCAGAUGAACUUCAAAAUUUCACAAGCGACGAAGUCUCCACAACAGGUGCUUUAUUUCCAAAUCCCGAGGCAAUGGGGUUCAAACUGCGAAAGUUAUCACAACCAAGACCGAUUCCAAAAUACUUUCUCACCCAGCCGAAAUACUUGAUCACGCCCGAGUUUGUGCAGAAUGACUGGGACAGGAAAAACCAAGAGCGAAUGGAGCAGAUGGAAGCAGCUAACCAAGGCAGGGACUACCAAGGCUUGUAUGAAGAACUUCAAAAGCUUCGAGAAGUGGAGAGAAGGGAAAUGGAAAAAUUGGGCUUGGUGGACGCCGAGAAUGUGGCCAAGAGCCUAGACGAUGCCAUAGCUUUCCAAGGCUCGUGUAUGGACAUGUGUCCCGUGUUUGAAAGGGUACGACGUCAAUUGGAAAAUAAUGUCAAAACCUUGGAGAAAGAUCCUUACACAAACAAGAUUGCCAAAAGUCGGGCGGUCAAGGCCUUUUCACGUCCCGCGGCUGGCCAGCCGCCACCGCUCCCUUCGGAAGUCAGACCUCCUCAUGUGCUUGUUCAAACAUUGGACUACUUGGUGGAAGAAGUGGUUGACCAAUUACCCGAUUCGCACUCGUUUUUAUGGGACCGAACCAGGUCGAUCCGACAGGACUUUACAUACCAAAACAGUUUCGGACCGGAAGCUGUUGAUUGCAAUGAGAAAAUUGUCAGGAUCCAUCUUAUAUCACUACACGUGAUGGCUCUGGCCGACGUUGAUUACUCGCAACAGCAAGAACUCGAGCAGUUCAACAAAGCGCUUCAAACGUUGAUGGAAAUCUACGAAGAUGUACGAAACAAUGGAGGCAGCUGCCCCAACGAAGCUGAAUUUCGAGCCUACCACUUGCUAAGUCACAUUCGAGACCCCGAGGUCGAACGACAGAUUCAAGAGCUACCCGACCACAUCUAUAAUGACAAGAACAUCCAGAUCGCGUUGGAAUUGAGGAAAUUGAUUACCCAGAACAAUAUCGUGGAGAGGGGAGUUAAACCCUUGGUGGGGGCUUUAAACUUCUAUGUUGAUUUCUUUCGAAAAAUAUAUAAUGACACAACACCGUUGCUUAUUGCGUGCUUAUUGGAAACCCAAUUUAGCGAGAUUAGAUUUUACGCGUUAAAGGCCAUGUCGAGAAGUUUCCACUCGAAAAGCAGAGGCUACUCACUAUCGAGUUUGCAAGAUGCCUUGGGUUUUUACUACGCUGAAGAUCUUUUGGCGUUUUUGAAAUACUACGAGAUUGACACAAUCGAAGAUAAUGGACAGAUGCUGGCCGACUUGUUUAAUGUGGAGAAACUAAAGUCGCAGUACAAGUUAAACUCAUUUCAAGAGAAGCCUCGGUAUCCACCUGUUUACUCGCCGCAGAUUGAUCAAAAGAUCAAGGGCCGCGACUAUAAGCAUUUCAUCAACAAUGGGCUCCCAAAUGCUACAUUUGACAUACGGACGGACGCGAAAAGCAAACCAGCGUCGACAUCAUUGAGCUCAGCUCAAGCCGGAGGCAAUCGUUCCCUUGAGACCACUACUUUCCAGGCACUCAAGCAAUUUCCAAACAACAGUUUCAAACCGAGCGAAAUUAAAUUUUCUCAACCACCUCAAGAAGAAGCGCACAUAUCUCAAUCUCACAAACCUGGUCCCGGUCCCACUUUAGCGAAACCAGCAGCUCCUCAGUUUACAUUCAAUGCACCGUCUGCAAAGAUGCAAACUUUGAAACCGGUACCCACGCCAAGCAACACAUUUACAUUAAACUCCACGCCUUCUAUUUCUGCCACAUCAGCUGCCCCAAACAAAAUAGAUUUUUCAUCCGUAAAACCUGUCCCUGAUUAUAGCGGGAGGAACCUCUUUCAAGCAAAGAAAGUCACAUUUAACCCGCAACCGGAAAUUAAUUCACUCCCGGCAAGAGAAGAGAAACAAGAUAAAUUACCCACACCGUCACCAUCAAUGCCAGCGUUGUCGGAACCGUUGCCGAGUCCGAAAGUCACCGUUAACACACCACCGGCAAAGAAAAAACUUGUUGAUCUUGACCUAUUUUCAAAAGCUGCUCAAGAAAUUGCCCUGCAGAUAUUGAGACAAGUUGUCGAAACCGAGACUCAAACCUUGUUGACUAAAAUCUUCCAAAACCGCCAAGCCCAAGUGCAAAGAAGCACCAUUAUUAAAACUUUUGGAAAGGAGUUGUUCUCGGCGUUUCUCGACGAGAUCAUCAGCGAGUCUCUUUUGAAUACCAAAGCCACCAGUCACCACGACCGGUUGGCCAAAAAGCGGGCCAUGAAAAGCAUGGCCGCUAAUGCCAGGAAAAGUCUACAUGCUUUCCGAGAGAGAAAAUUAAGAGCUACUGAAUUGCGUGGUGUAACGUUUGCCCGUCAAGAAAAGCGCUUGGCGUCUGCGUCUGUUGACCUGAGCUUCAGCGAGAUAGAAUCGGCUCACAAGAGACGCAAACAAUCAGUUGCCGACUUGAACAUCGGCCAACGGAAGAAGCAAAUGACAGAGCUCUGGACUCCGUUGAAUUUGAAAAAAUUUGUUGAAACUUGUUCACGUGGCGUAAACUUGAAAAUCGAGGAGCCCAACUUGAAAUUAACUUGUUUGUUGGUGGUUGAGGAUUGGAGCAGCCCUUAUUCCAAAUGGUUAAACUCCAAAUUUGCGUUGCAACCUAAUAUCUCGGCAAUGGUGUAUGAAAACCUGGUGAGCAGCGAUAAAGUUGACCUUCAAGUCACGAGUUUGCCGAGAAAAGACCAUUUGAACAAGAAGAUGUUCCAGCUGUGCCUGUUUGUAAUAUUUGAAUUUGGAUUAGUGGCCAAGUCGUCAAUAUCAAUAGCAGAAAAACUAGAAACCGACUAUAAAGUAUUAAAAAGCAUUGUUUCUUGGAUUGAAAAAUACAGCUACUACAGAGCCCAUCUAGUUAUUUUGUUCUGGGAUGCCAGCCGGUCGGGACUAAGAAACGAAGAAGUUGCCUCAAAGUUGAAAUUGAGCCAAUUUUCAAAUGCAAAGAAUGUAAAGGAUGUCAUCUUGUGCAACAUGUCCAGCAAUGACACAGACACAAGCGCAAAUUUCGGCAAUAUUUUGACACAAGCGUUGGACAAGAUUGCCGAUGACUUUGACGGAGAGUUGACGGCGAAAGGCCAAAAGCACAAAAUCAAACUCUUGAACCAACAGGCUGCAGCAACAGCAAUCAGCGACAACAGGGCAACUUUGAAGCCGGAGGUGGAUGAUCUCGAUAAGUUGAACGCCAAGUUGAUGAAGCGUGCACAGUUUCUUCGCAAAUAUAAGAACCUUCGUCCCAUGGGACCGCCGGCUACUAAACCCACUCCAAACCCAAACCGAACCAUGGACACUACUGCCCUUGCAAACAAGACGCUUGCAAGCAUAAUGGCGCAGCAUGCGAACCGGUCGAGUGCUGGUACGUCAAGCAGAGGCUCGACUUUUUUCCUCGACAGCUCAGUGCUGAGCAUUGGAAACGGCUCGGUACUAAACGCAUUUGGACAAGGAGUGGUUGAAGAGAGCACUCCCGUCGGAUCUCCCAACACGAGCUUGCUCAAUCAAUCCGCGGGGGGAACAAUUCGCAGAAAGUCUGACAAGAUAGCAAAGUUGAGGGACUUGGCUGCCAACAUAAAAAGCAGGUACCAGAAGCCCGAUUCUGCCAGCGGCGACGCACCGAGUCCCAAACUAAAUGGACCUCUUUUUUAA
Messenger RNA from Lodderomyces beijingensis, 3957 nucleotides. The record is from the annotation of a GenBank genome assembly. Lineage: Eukaryota; Fungi; Ascomycota; Pichiomycetes; Serinales; Debaryomycetaceae.